This is a messenger RNA of Papaver somniferum (opium poppy), 3547 nucleotides long. RefSeq names its product cellulose synthase A catalytic subunit 4 [UDP-forming]-like. The coding region runs from base 77 to 3250 and encodes 1057 amino acids. The transcript has 12 exons. The record is from RefSeq and is a predicted model, not a curated record. Gene Ontology annotation, biological process: cellulose biosynthetic process; plant-type primary cell wall biogenesis. Gene Ontology annotation, cellular component: trans-Golgi network; plasma membrane. Lineage: Eukaryota; Viridiplantae; Streptophyta; Magnoliopsida; Ranunculales; Papaveraceae. Gene Ontology annotation, molecular function: cellulose synthase (UDP-forming) activity.
GACUAUCCCAUAAAAAACCUUCCCGCACUCUUCACUCUUCCUCAUCUUCAUCAUCUUCUUCAUCAAUUUGGCUGUCAUGGAGCUGACCUCCACGACGGGCUUGGUCGCCGGUUCUCAUUUAAGAAAUGAGAUGCACGUAUUGCAUGGCAUGGAUGAUCAGCCUCGACCACCUACACGACAAUCCGUGGUUCCAAAAAUUUGUCGAGUUUGUGGUGACGAAAUCGGAUCGAAGGAGAAUGGUGAAGUGUUUGUCGCUUGUUACGAAUGUGGGUUCCCUGUAUGCCGGCCUUGUUACGAGUAUGAGAGGAGUGAAGGAAACCAAUGUUGCCCUCAAUGCAAUACUCGUUACAAGCGUCACAAAGGGUGUCCGAGAGUAGCGGGAGAUGAUGAAGACAAUGUGGAUGGAGACGAUUUCGAAGAUGAAUUUCAGACUAAGAACAAUCAACUUGAAACACCAAACCAGCAUCAUGUUCAAGUCAAUAAUCCUUCGGAAAAUGGUGACUAUAAUCCUCACCUGUUUCGUCAUCCAAAUGGACCAGCUUACUCGUCAAUUGCAGGAAGUGUUACCGGUAAGGAGUUUGAUGGGGAGAAAGACAUGUACAGCAAUGUAGAAUGGAAGGAAAGAGUAGAGAAAUGGAAAGCUAAGCAAGAAAAGGGAGGUUUAGUUAGUAAAGACGAUGGAGGCGACGAUCAAGGGGAUGAAGACGAUGUUCUAAUAGCUGAAGCACGCCAACCUUUAUGGCGUAAAGUCCCAAUUCCGUCAAGCAAAAUCAGUCCAUAUCGAAUUGUUAUUGUUCUUCGGCUCAUUAUUCUUGGUUUUUUCUUACAUUUUCGAGUUACAACACCAGCAAACGACGCAUAUCCAUUAUGGUUGAUUUCUGUUAUUUGUGAAAUAUGGUUUGCAUUUUCAUGGAUACUCGAUCAAUUUCCAAAAUGGAACCCAAUCAAUCGAGAAACAUAUCUUGACCGUUUGUCUUUAAGAUUUGAACGAGAAGGUGAACCAAGCAAGUUAGCGCCGGUUGAUGUUUUCGUGAGUACAGUGGAUCCGUUAAAAGAACCACCAAUUAUAACAGCAAAUACCGUUCUUUCAAUCUUAGCUGUUGAUUACCCGGUUGAGAAAGUUAGUUGUUAUGUGUCCGACGACGGUGCUUCAAUGCUACUAUUUGAUACACUGUCAGAAACAGCCGAAUUCGCAAGGCGCUGGGUUCCAUUCUGUAAAAAGUAUACUAUUGAACCAAGGGCUCCUGAAUUUUACUUCUCCCAGAAAAUUGAUUAUCUGAAAGAUAAAGUUCAAGCUACGUUUGUGAAAGACAGGAGAGCUAUGAAAAGAGAAUAUGAAGAGUUUAAGGUGAGGAUGAAUGCAUUGGUGGCAAAAGCACAGAAGAAACCAGAGGAAGGUUGGGUUAUGGGAGAUGGAACCCCAUGGCCUGGAAACAACACAAGGGAUCAUCCUGGAAUGAUUCAGGUUUACCUCGGAAGUGCAGGUGCACUAGAUGUGGAGGGUAAGGAACUUCCCCGGCUUGUUUAUGUCUCACGUGAGAAGCGACCAGGUUAUAGUCAUCACAAAAAAGCUGGUGCUGAGAAUGCAUUGGUUCGAGUAUCCGCCGUUCUUACAAAUGCACCUUUCCUUUUAAAUCUUGAUUGUGAUCACUACAUUAACAAUAGCAAAGCUAUAAGAGAAGCAAUGUGUUAUCUAAUGGAUCCUCAACUGGGAAAGAAACUCUGUUUUGUACAAUUUCCCCAAAGAUUUGACGGUAUUGAUCGUCACGAUCGAUAUGCUAAUCGCAAUGUUGUAUUCUUCGAUAUUAAUAUGAAAGGUCUAGAUGGGAUUCAAGGACCAGUUUAUGUUGGAACAGGUUGCGUCUUCAACAGACAAGCAUUGUAUGGAUAUGAUCCACCAGUAUCAGAAAAACGGCCUAAAAUGACCUGUGAUUGUUGGCCUUCAUGGUGUUGUUGCUGUUGCACUGGUUCGAGAAAGCCAAAAUCGAAGUCGAAGAAAGGACUUAGAGGUUUAUUUGGAGGGAUGUACAAGAAGAAGAAGUCAAUGAAGAAUACUUACUCAAAGAGAGGUUCAGUGCCCAUCUUUGAUCUUGAAGAGAUUGAAGAAGGAUUAGAAGGCUAUGACGAGUUAGAGAAAUCAUCUUUGAUGUCACAGAAGAAUUUCGAGAAGAGAUUUGGUCAGUCUCCAGUUUUCAUUACGUCUACACUCAUGGAAGAAGGUGGUCUUCCCGAUGGAACAAACACUACUGCUCUUAUUAAGGAAGCUAUUCAUGUUAUUAGCUGUGGAUAUGAAGAGAAGACUGAAUGGGGAAAAGAGAUUGGAUGGAUUUAUGGUUCAAUUACAGAAGACAUAUUGACAGGGUUCAAGAUGCAUUGCAGAGGAUGGAAAUCGGUGUAUUGUAAUCCUAAGAGACCGGCUUUCAAGGGUUCUGCUCCCAUUAAUCUUUCAGAUCGGUUGCACCAAGUUCUGCGAUGGGCUUUAGGUUCAGUUGAGAUUUUCAUGAGUCGACAUUGCCCGUUAUGGUAUGGGUACGGUGGGAAACUGAAAUGGCUAGAGAGAUUUGCUUACACAAACACCAUUGUCUACCCUUUCACUUCCAUUCCUCUUCUGUUGUAUUGCACUAUUCCUGCUGUCUGUCUUCUCACUGGCAAAUUCAUUAUCCCCACACUUACGAACCUUGCUAGUGUAUGGUUCUUGGCUCUUUUCCUUUCCAUCAUAGUAAAUGGUGUACUGGAGCUCCGGUGGAGUGGUGUUAGCAUUGAAGACUGGUGGAGAAACGAGCAGUUUUGGGUAAUUGGAGGUACUUCUGCGCAUCUUUUUGCGGUCUUCCAAGGUUUUUUGAAGGUACUUUUUGGAGUUGACACUAAUUUCACGGUCACUUCAAAAACUGCGGAAGAUGCUGAGUUUGGUGAGCUAUACCUCUUCAAGUGGACAACACUUCUCAUUCCUCCAACUACCUUGAUCAUCCUAAACAUGGUGGGAGUCGUAGCUGGAGUUUCUGAUGCAAUCAACAAUGGAUAUGGUGCAUGGGGACCCUUAUUUGGGAAACUUUUCUUUGCAUUUUGGGUAAUCUUUCAUUUGUAUCCUUUCCUUAAAGGAUUGAUGGGAAGACAAAAUAGAACUCCCACCAUUGUCGUUCUUUGGUCCAUCCUUCUUGCUUCAAUUUUCUCAUUGGUUUGGGUUAGAAUUGAUCCAUUUUUGCCGAAGCAAACAGGACCAAUUCUUAAGCAAUGUGGUGUAGAGUGCUAGUAGAUCUUCUUCCUACAUUCUGCACUUUGCUUUGCUUACCGUGUCUUCUAUUUCGAAUGACAUUUUUUGGUUUGAUUGUUUUUCCCUCACUACGUAGUAUGUUUUUGUGUCUCAGCCAUGUGUUAGAGAUUGCUGGUUUGUAUGUAAGUUUGAACUCAAACGGAGCUUGUCAUACAGUGCAGUCAUGCAGAUGAAACCUCUUGUUCGAAAGAAGAAUGAAAAAUACAUGUAAAACAUUGUCAUGUUAGCAGUGAUCAAAUGUACACAAGAUGUAAGGAUUGAUCUUUGUUUUCUUGU